AUGAGUAAUUACGUUGAAAGAGUUACCUCCCAAACUAAUUCCCCACUGAUGAAUCGAACAUUUCAAGAAGAGAAUAAUAUGAUCCUUCUGGCUUCGCAUGAGCGAUCUCAAUACCUUGAACAGAUUCAACGGAUGGCACAGCCAAUGACAUCAGAGCAAGUAAAAGACUUGUUUCAAGGGAAAACAUUUAAUGACCGGCCGUUACCUAAACAAAAUCAACACGAAAACUUUUGGAUCAACGGGAACGUGGUAAUGAAUCAUAUAGCGUAA
Acaulospora morrowiae is the source of this 270-nucleotide messenger RNA. Lineage: Eukaryota; Fungi; Glomeromycota; Glomeromycetes; Diversisporales; Acaulosporaceae. The record is from the annotation of a GenBank genome assembly.